Molecule: messenger RNA, 1266 nt
Organism: Cuscuta europaea
Lineage: Eukaryota; Viridiplantae; Streptophyta; Magnoliopsida; Solanales; Convolvulaceae
Source: the annotation of a GenBank genome assembly
GUGAGUUUGAUAAACAAUACACGUAUAAAGAGUAUCAAGCAGAGAGCAUUGCCGUUGCUCGCUGGUAAAUGGCAGCUCCCUUCCAUGAGUACUAUAACCCCUGUGCAUAAUCAGUUCCUUGCCCCUUUCACUGCAAUUUCUAUUCUAAAUCGCACUUCUUCCACCUCAGUAUGCUGUUUUUGCGCCAGGCAUGGCGGUCAUAGAGGCGGCUCUAGGUGGGAGAGUAAGGCUCGGAGUAACCAACAACGGUUCAGAUUUGAAGAGGACUUCCUAGCUAACGGAGGCCAAAGAGAUGCGGAUUUCGGGUUUGGUAAAGCCGUCAAGCAGAGGUCUUGGUGGUCAGAUGAUGAACCGUUCGGUGGCAAUGGCUUCGAAGAUGACGAUGAAGAUGAAGAUGAAGAUUUCGGAGGUUUUGGAGCAAAGGAGGGUUCAAUUGGGGUUUCCUGGAUAUUCAAGAUACUCGGAGCCUUUGGUUGGAUGGUCCCACCCGUAGUCAUAUCAUCAUUGCUCUUAGGGGAAAGUGGGAACACUAUUGUCAUGGCAUUGGCACUGCCCUUAGCUCAAUCUGCUCUUUCUUUAGUAAUUGACACAUUUUUUUCAGGAAGAACGUCGUCCUACAAGCGUCAAAGACAAAAAGCAUCCACCAGAACAAAGAAAAAGAAGCAGCAGCAGCCAUAUGCUGCUAGAGAUAUUAGAAUGAGAGGAGUACAAAACAGCAGGAAUGGAUAUGAGGUGAGAAAGAAACAAGACUUCGGUGGAUGGGAUGAGCUAGAUAGAUAGAUUCUCCUGAACCACCUAGUGACCACUCCAAAUAAACGAAUUGCCUAAAGCACCACCAAAUCAGGAUCUAGGUGAGAAGGGAAAUUGAGUGGGAGAAAAAGGAAGAAGGAAACACCGCUUGUUUCUGAGGCUACUACUGGCCGUUUUCAGGUUAUUGGACUCAUGCGGAUAAAGUUGUAGUUGUUCUGCUUACGCAUGCAUUUGUAUCUGUUAAUGAUCACAUCAAUUCUAAAAAUUCUUGACUUGAUUUACAAUCUGAAUCAUGGUACAAAGAUUAACUGUCCCUUCUGAUACAGUUAGUUUAUAAACCUGGCAUUGCAGACUUUGGGCAUUUGCCUCUUCAUUAACUGCUCAAGGUCUGGGCUCUUCUCUUCUUCUCUAUAACAAGGCUAUUAUGCAUGUAAAAAAAUACUCCCUCCUCUCUCUGUUACAUGUUCUACUUUCCUCUGAACGAUGUAAUGUAAUAAUAAUAAUAAACCAUUUAAA